Molecule: messenger RNA, 1278 nt
Organism: Penicillium malachiteum
Lineage: Eukaryota; Fungi; Ascomycota; Eurotiomycetes; Eurotiales; Aspergillaceae
Exons: 4
Coding region: 1-1278 (425 amino acids)
Molecular function (GO): O-methyltransferase activity
Source: RefSeq, a predicted model, not a curated record
AUGUCAGACUUAUCUCUGGAAUGGCUAGGCUCUAUUAUCUAUGCAAAGGCAAAAGCUCUGUCUAGACUUGCAGCGAAAAAUGGCGAUCCUCCAAUUCUCGACGGAACGAUCAGGUCCAAUUCAUCAUCUGCUAGUAUUGUGACAACUCGGAAUGAGCUCAUUCAAGCAACAAACGAGCUUUUACAGCUGGUAAUGAUGCCUUCAGAGUAUCUUCUUAGCUUGGCAUUAUCGGGAGCAAAUACAGCAAAUAUUGAACUCUUAAUUCGUUUCGAGAUACCUCAAAAUGUCCCGCUUGACUCGUCAAUUGAGAUAUCUGCGCUUUCUACCAAGGUGAAUCUGCCCGAAGAUGAUCUCAGACGCACUCUCCGAUUCGCCAUUUCCAAUGGAAUCUUCCAAGAGCCCACACCGAAUACCAUUUCACAUUCUGCUUUAUCAACUGCUUUAGAUACAGACACUCAUUUGCGCAAUGUGCUUUGUUUCAGUGCUGAGUGGACUGGGGGCGUAUUAACUAAAACACCCAAAUACUUGGCUUUACGGGCAGAAGGGAAGAAUGUUCCCAAAACUAGCUUCGGCUUCUCAUUCAAUACCGAGGAAGACUUCUUCGACUAUAUGACCCAUUCCAAAGAGCUCAAUGCGAAAUACCAUAACUUCCUUAUGGGUCGGGCGCAUACGCCGAUGUGGUCGAUGGACCGUCUACGUGCAGCUUGGGAUUGGGCGAGUCUUGGAUCCAAGACCCUCGUUGAUGUCGGUGGAUCUUCUGGUCAUACUGUCAUGGCCAUUGCUCCCUUGGCACCGUAUGCACAGUUUAUUGUUCAGGACAACGACUCGAGCGCAUUGGAAUUGGGCAAAACCCAAUCACAGAAGCUUCUAGACGAUGAAACACGAUCGCGCAUAGCCUUCCAAAAACACAAUUUCUUCGAAGGUCAGCCAGUGCGGGCAGAGUGCUAUAUUUUGCGUCACGUUCUCCACGAUUGGAAUGAUCAAGACUCCAUCGCCAUCUUGAAAGCUCUUCUUGUUGCGCUUGAACCCGGGGCCAGGGUUUUUAUAAGCGAAGGACUACUGCCAGAUCCACCGGCACAACGACUCAAUACCCUGGCAAGUAAGAUGAUACUAAUUGAAGAUCAAUUUAUUAUGACUGCUCACAACGCCCACGAGCGCACGCUGAAUGACUACGUCCAGCUUGUCAAACAGGUCAGUCAAAGAUUUAACCUGGUAGGUGUUACUUCAGGGGCUAAAGAUGGAGCUUUCCAAUCGCUACUUGAAUUUCAAUUCGACUGA